Molecule: messenger RNA, 754 nt
Organism: Eupeodes corollae
Lineage: Eukaryota; Metazoa; Arthropoda; Insecta; Diptera; Syrphidae
Product: protein D2-like
Exons: 3
Coding region: 101-634 (177 amino acids)
Source: RefSeq, a predicted model, not a curated record
AGUUCUUUUUUGGUGUAGUCAAAAUGUUCUAUAUUUAUAAAUUUAGUUUUGUAAAUUAGUCGUAAAUAUUGGUUGUACGUUUUAAUUAUUUUAUUUCAUAAUGUCUACAUCAAAAAUGCAAGAGUCUGGAAUUGUACCAGAAGUUAUUGAUGUUGCACCUGAUGAGAUUUUGCAAGUUACUUACCCAAGUGGAGUGAAGGUUGACCAAGGUAAUAAUCUAACACCAACUCAAGUUAAAGACCAGCCUUCAUUGUUGUGGGAUGCUGAUGAAAAUUCACUUUACACAAUUCUGAUGACAGAUCCAGAUGUGCCAGAAAAAAUUAAAGAGGCUAUGCAUUGGUUAGUUGUUAAUAUUCCUGGAAAUAAACUAUCCAAAGGCCAGUGUGUAAUGGAAUAUGCUGGCUCAGGACCACCUUUAGGAUCUGGCAAACAUCGUUAUAUUUUUUUGGUUUUCAAACAAACUAAUGAAAUUAAAACAAAUGUUUAUGUUUCAAAUACGAAAAUAGAAGGACGAUUUAAAUUGAAGACACGUGAUCUUAUUAAGGAAUAUAAUUUAGGGAACCCCAAGGCUGGUAAUUUCUAUCGGGCGGAAUAUGAUGAUUAUGUCCCUAUUUUACAUUCACAACUCAAUUGAAUUUAAUUCUAAAAAGAUAUUGAUAAUGUGUAAUUAAAUAACAAAACACAAGUUCAAGAAGAUUAUCAACGUAAUUUUAAUUAUAAAUUAUGUAUACAAAUUAAUAAAUACUGAAAAUAA